GGAGAAAAGAACAAAGAAAAAAAGUGCAAAAGCUUGUUGGCUUACAAUACAUCUUGACUCUCCAACUCAAACACAAACUUCUCAACUUCCAACGGCAUUUAAGGAUUUGGAACUUGGAAGCAGGCACACGAUUUCCCGAAAGCGGCUUUAUUAGAAGGGAAUUUUUGCCUUAUUGGGAGGUUGUCAUUCAUUAUUACUCUGCUCCAUAUUCUCUCCAUCAUCACUACUCUUUGCUUUUUCUUCAAUUUUACUAGUAAUAUUUUCUUGGUGGGUUUUGCCUUCCUUUUUGUACUUCAGUAGACGUUUUUACUGGACACAAAGGUCAUCUUUUUCGUUGGAACAGGAAAUUUUCUGGGAUGAGUUUUUGGGUUGUUUGAGCUGUUUUUCUUUGUGGGUUAUUCCCACCCUUUUGAUUUUGGCCAUUUUUCUUGGGUGGGGUAGCUGGAAUUUGUAGCCUAAUAGAAAAGGUAUAAUCAGCAUGGCUAUUUCUAUGAGUUCUGUAAAGAAGUAUCUGACAAAGAAGACUGUUGUGGCGCUAAUUUUGGGACAAUUUCUUUCUCUUUUGAUCACUUCCACUGGGUUUUCAUCUUCUGAACUUGCUCGAAGAGGAAUCAACGCGCCAACCUCUCAAUCCUUUUUGAAUUAUGUAUUGUUGGGUGUAAUCUAUGGAGGGAUUAUGCUGUACCGACGACAACCAUUGAAGGCAAAAUGGUAUUAUUAUGUUCUACUUGGACUUGUUGAUGUGGAGGCGAAUUUUCUAGUGGUGAAGGCAUAUCAGUAUACAUCAAUAACUAGUGUUAUGCUGUUGGAUUGUUGGUCAAUUCCAUGUGUCAUUCUGCUUACCUGGCUGUUUUUGAAGACAAAGUACAAGUACCGGAAGUUUAUUGGUGUUGGCAUCUGUGUUGCGGGCCUGGUGUUGGUUGUUUUCUCCGAUGUACAUUCUGCAGAUCGAGCACGUGGCAGCAAUCCAGUUAAAGGAGAUGUGCUUAUUAUUGCUGGCGCUACACUUUAUGCUAUCAGUAACGUCAGUGAGGAGUUUCUAGUCAAAAGUGCUGACAGGAUUGAACUCAUGGCAUUCUUGGGAAUCUUUGGUGCUAUUAUCAGUGCUGUCCAAAUAAGCAUACUUGAACGCAAUGAACUCAGGUCUAUACACUGGUCAGCUGGAGCAGCAUUUCCAUUCUUCGGAUUUUCCCUGGCGAUGUUUUUGUUCUACUCACUGGUCCCUAUCUUACUAAAGAUCAGUGGUUCAACAAUGUUUAAUCUGUCAUUACUCACUUCAGAUAUGUGGGCAGUCUUCAUCCGGAUCUUUGCAUACCAUGAAAAGGUUGAAAUGGAUGAGAAAUAUAUGAACCUUUCUGUGGCUUUUAACCAGAUUCAUUGGUGAAGUAUUUGAUCGUCUAUCACUCUGUGGUGACUUCUCUUUGGCUCUUCAGGUUGACUGGAUGUAUUUUGUAGCAUUUGCGGGUGUUGCUGUUGGACUUGUAGUUUAUUCAGGGGGUGAUGAAGACACAAAAGAAAACCGUAUUGAGAUUGGCGAUGAAGAGAAGCAAAGCAAACGUUUUGACGAGAGUACUGUCUUAGAGAGCUCAUCAAAAUCCCAGGAAAAUAGCAGGCACGUAGUUGCCUCUAGCAGUGCUUCGGAAGAGAAUUCAAUUCCAAGUAAAUGGGAAUCUUGACCAAGACACGUAAGGACACUGAUACUGAGGUUGUUGGCCACAUGGGUUAAUGUCAUGACUUCUAAGUAGUGAAACCGCCAAGAGGAAAAAGUAGGUGGUUAAAAAUUUUUCAUCCCGGAGUGGUUGGUUCAUUGAAGCCCGAUUUCCGUUACCUUAAUUCCUUCUUGAAGUCCGGAGCCGUUGGUAAUUCGAUAGAUGAGUUGUUGAAACUGAAAAUAGGCGAGAGAGAGACGUCGUUAUAGGUGAAAACUAAAUGGGAAGUGUUUGGAUGUCAACUUACAUUUUAUUUUGUCACUUAAAAAUGGAAAGUGUUUCAAAUUGAAAACUAAAUGAGAAAUAAAAAUGUUGUUUGGAUGUUGGUUUUAAAAAAAAGUAUUUUGAACUACAUUUUGAAAUAUCAAGUAUAAGUCAUCACUAAACAAUUAAAUAUU
Messenger RNA from Oldenlandia corymbosa var. corymbosa, 2107 nucleotides. Lineage: Eukaryota; Viridiplantae; Streptophyta; Magnoliopsida; Gentianales; Rubiaceae. The record is from the annotation of a GenBank genome assembly.